Messenger RNA from Platichthys flesus (European flounder), 3077 nucleotides. It is a transcript of the gene tapbpl, whose product is annotated as TAP binding protein like. Gene Ontology annotation, cellular component: membrane. The record is from RefSeq and is a predicted model, not a curated record. The transcript is spliced from 8 exons. Gene Ontology annotation, biological process: antigen processing and presentation of endogenous peptide antigen via MHC class I. Bases 889 to 2184 code for a protein of 431 amino acids. NCBI's taxonomy places the organism in Eukaryota, Metazoa, Chordata, Actinopteri, Pleuronectiformes, Pleuronectidae.
AUUAAUAACCAAGUGUGGUCGGCUUCCAAGUGUUUCUGGCACAACCAAACACUCACAACAAUACAGAAUACUCAUUCAAAACCAAAUACUCACAACACAAUCAAAAACUCACAUCAUCAACAAUCAACCAAAUACUCACAAGACAACUAAACAUAACAAAUUACUCACAACACGACCAAACAACCAAAUACUCCAAACAUGACCAAACAACCAAAUACUCACAACACAACUAAACAUAACAAAGUACUCACAACACGACCAAACAACCAAUUACUCCCAACAUGACCAAACAACCAAAUACUCACAACACAAACAAAUAAUUAAAUAUUUACAACACAACCAAAAACAACCCAAUACCCACAACAAUACCUUAUACUCACAACAAAACCAAAUACCCACAACAAGAUCACUAACUCACAACAACUAAAUACCGUGUUGUCAAAUAGAUGAGAAUGUUUUAUAUAUUCACCUUUUCACCUACUCGCAUGUUUUUCGAAGCACGUUGAUCUCUCAGGGCCACCGUCAUUUCCGUGUCUCCAUAGAAACUAAUGACCCGCUCCAUGCCCCUCUGUGAUUGGUCGACCCCGCUGCUCACUGCCUCUUCACCUCCUCCUCAGCGUGUUCUGCAGAUGUACGGCUGCUGUACAUCAUCUGGACUUUACUAUAAGACUGGAUCAUAUACGAAUGUACAGCUGCUGCACGUGUAUCCUUGUGGUAAAAGUAAAAAAGUAGAACUCUCAGACUGCAGUGACGCAGUGAGCUGCUGCUGCUGCUGGACGUGGAAAUCAAAAGCGAAAGCGAUUUUUGUUAAUUUUGUUCUCUUUCACUUGUGUCACUUCAUCUCGUGCUAACUCAACUUAAACUUUUAAGAAGAGCAAGUCAGACUCCAUGAUGAUAACUGAAGUCGUUUUGUUUGGAUACUUCAUGACGUGCGUUUGUGCGGAUGGAGUUGCCGAUGUGGUUCUGUCCUGCACCCUGGUGGAAGACGGAGUCGGCCAUCAUGGAAUGGGCGCCGCCUUCACGCGGACUCCAGCUACUCUCGUCUUUAGAGAUGUCGCAGUGGCUCCUGAGGAAUCGCUGGAAACUCUUACUCAGUUUGUCCCACCCUCAGUCCCUGACCCAGACCUCAUUCUGUUUGAGGCCCAAGUGUCAUCGGUCGAGAUCCCCGGUGCAGAUGUGCUGCUCCAUGCGGACUGCAACGAGCAGGAGGUGAUGUGUGAAAUAAGCCGCUACGCUCCUCGAGGAUCCCAGGGAGGCUCGGAUCCAGCCUAUUUCAUGGUGUCCAUUAAUGUUGAGGGAGUUGAGUUCAGCACUGUGUUGAUCCUGCAGACCACUGUGGUGGAGAAGGAUCACACAACACUGAUGCAAAGCAAACUGGGUCUGCCUCUCAGCCAGUCGGGUUGUCUGCCGAUUGAGGUGAUAUUCCUGGUGUUUUCCCAUGUUAAGUCUGUAAAUGCCCCUCUGAGUGGUGAGGUCCUCCUCAACUGUGGCUUCAAGCAGCACGAGAAAGUCUCAUCCCUGGAUGUGGGCAUUGAAUGGCGGAUGCAGCACAGAGGGAAGGGGCACAAAGUGUUUGAUAUGAAGACAAGGCUGGAUGACGCAGAAGGAAACACAGUUGUGCAUGCAGAAAGGACAGGCUCCAGCAUGGAUGCCUCCGGGGUUGCCAGUGAGGGGAACGUCUCUGUGACCCUGAACAAGGUGCAGGUUUCGGACGAGGGGUCCUACAUCUGUACCGUUACCUCAGGCCUUUUCCACGCGCAGCAAGUCAUUCAACUCCAUGUUAUUCAGCCGCCCCACGUUUCGCUAUCAGAGGAGAAGCUGGUUUUGAAGAAAGAUUCUCCUCAGACACUGAGCUGUCACUGCAGUAACUACUUCCCACUGGAUGUUCAGAUGGAGUGGUUAUCCAUGUCGCCUACAGAUACAGAGCCUGCAGUCUUUCCAGAUCAGGGAUCACUGUCCAGCCAUCGGCAGCAUAGCGACAGGACGUACUCCCUGUCCUCUCACCUGGCUGUGCCCCCCACUGUCCCCCCAGGCACCAAAAUCAUCUGCAGGGUGUCUCACCAAACCCUGGACGCUCCUCUCUCUCUGAGUGUGGAGGUACAAAGUCCAGAGCAAGAUUCCUAUUUGAUUGUUCUGGGUUUCCUGAUUGUCACUGUCAUUUUCUUCUACAAUCUUAUGAGAUAAGUGUCGUAUGUGGAGAUUCUGAGUAAAUCCUCCUGACUUCAUUUGUGUCAUUAACACGUCUCUAAGUUAUUACUGCUUAACUUACAAAAAAAAAAUCUUUGUUAGGUUCUUACAAUGAAUGUAGCCUCCUCUUGACUGGAUAAAGACAUAUGUUGGGCAAAAAGAUAGUAAUUUAAUUUUGAUGUGUAUAUUUGUUUGAUAUAUUUUUUUGUUGAAUGUUGUUUGUGGUGAUUCACUCACAUUUCUGUAAUCAAUUCUUAGCACCUGCAUAAAUCCCAAUUUUCAAAUUACAAACUGUAAUUGAUUUUUUUCAUACUAUGUAUUUGUUGCGCUCACUGAUGCUGUUUGAAUGUGUAAUUUUGUUAUUAUGGCUCUUUCUCUUUGUCUAUUUGUGUGAUGUUGAUAUUGUUACUGUUUUUUGUCAUUUUCUUUUCAUCUAUAAGGAUUUUGUGAUACAGACUCUAAAAUGAUCCCUGUUGGAGUUUGUUGCUUCUUUUUCUAUAGUUAUUCAGAGGCAGAGUAAGGAUAGUUCUAAAUCAGGGGCCAGAAAGGGGCCACAAUUUACAGAGAGGAGCCAAUUAUAACAUCAGUGCACAAUUGAGUUAGUGCUGAAGCUUUAAGCAAAGCCAAACAUCAAUAAAUAUAUUUUGAAAUUUGAGCCUUUUUAUGCACAUUCUAUAAAAAAAAGCUUCGAAAAUGUAAAUUAUUUGCAAAUUAUAUUAUUGUUAGUAUUGUUAAUGAGUGAAGUAUUGACUGGACAAGGGCACUUCAGGGGCCAGUCAGAUUUCAGCUGGGACCAGUGGCCCCCUGCCCCUGGAUACGCCCCUGUGGUUUAUUAUUGUUGCAAAUGUCUUUUUGUUUGUCUGCAUUAAAAAAAAAUCAUAAAAUUUGAA